CCCAGCUAGUCAGCAUGAGCGACGACCCGACCCAAGAGCGCCCUCUCGCGCCCCCGAUCGACUACUCGCAGCUGUCGACCUCGACCGGUGCCUCGCCUCCGCCUCGCGCCAACGACGACACGCCCACCGCGACCUCGAUCGACCACUCGCCUGCAGGCAGGACCGCCGCAGUCGAGCUCCUGUCGGGCCAGCCCGCCAACGCGCACCCGCCCGCCGCCGCUGCUCCCGAGCUCGUCGACUCGCCCGCCCCGGCUCACGCGCACCCCGAGACGACGACGUCGUCGGCGGCCUCCACCACCUCGGCCCCUCCGCCUCCGCCCGCCGCCGACAACCUCGCCGUCGACGAUACCAAGCCCGCCGUCGUCGACACGCCAAAACCUGCUCCUCCUGCCGCCGAGUCGGUCUCGAGCGCCGAUGCCGCACCUCGUCCUGCCGUCGAGGCCGCACCCGUCCAGGUCCCCGGCGACGAGGCGGCGGCGGCCCGUCAGCCCGUCGCGCAGGCCGCCUUCGAGCCGCAGGUCGUGCGCCCGCCGACGGCGCAGACCGCCGCCGUCGUCCAGGACCCGGCCGUGCCCGCCCAGGUCGACGUCGUCCCGCCGCCGACGUCCAAGCCGAUCGUGCCUGCCGCCGAGUCGCACCUCGCCGAGCACCCGGCCACGUCCACCGACACGGACCACGUCCUCCCGCUCGGCUCGGACGUCCACCCGGUCCACCAGGCCGCCGCGCUCGAGCACGCGCCCGACCACGUCGUCAACGCCCAGGUCGAGAAGCACAAGGCCGACAAGCGCGAGCUGUACGGCCUCGAGCCGCAGGGCACCAUCGUUCCCGGCCUCGAGGACGACAAGCUGUGGGCCAUGCUCCGCCGGUUCGACAACCAAAUCUCGCACACGCUCACGCCGCCGACCAAGCUCCCUCGCGGCGAGCCCGACCUGCGGCCCUCGACGCUGCCCGCCGUCCCGUUCAACCCCGACUCGCUCAAGGCCAACAUGAUGCGCUGCUACGCGACGUUCGGCGUGUGGGGCAUCUAUGGCGCGAGGGAGCUCAUGAGGCUCAUGAGCUGGGCGCCCGAGAACCGCAGGAGGACCGCCGCCUGGUGCUUCGCCUACUUCUUCUUCGCCCUGUUCCGCAUGGUCCUCCCCGCCGUCUUCCUCCUUCUCGCCGCACUCGUCGCCUAUCCGCGCUCGCGCAAGAUCCUGUUCCCGCCCAUCCCUCCCCCUCCCGGCAAGCCCCCCUCGGCGACCGACCCGACCAACCAGAAGGGCGACGAGUCGCUCAUCGCCGGCGUCGGCGACCCGGUCGAGCACCGCUCGCGCGCCGAGCAGAUCGAGGAGCAGGCGUGGGAGUUCACCAACCUCGUGCAGCGCUUCGGCGCGCGCGUCGUCGUCGGCGGUCGCGCCGGCGGCAAGCAGGGCAACGCCGAGGUCGGGCGCAAGCGCCACGUCGACGACGCGAGCGACAGCGAGGACGAGCUCGACUCGGACGAGCAGGACCUGCACGAGGUGGCGCAGAGCGAGGGCCUCGGCGCCGCGGCCGACAAGGAGAACAAGGAGCGCAAGCUGAGCGACAAGCAGCGCGCGAAGCAGAAGGCCAAGGAGGCCAAGAUUGCGCGCGACGCCAAGAUCGGCAAGCUCGCAAAGGGCGUCCAGGACGGCCUCAAUAACGCGGCCGACCUCGCCGAGGUCGCUGUCGCCCCGUACAAGCCCUACCCGAUCUACCACGCGCGCGAGAAGCUCGCGACCCAGGUCCUCAUCCCGAUCGCCAUCGUCUUUGCCGUCGUCCCGGCCAAGGUCUGGACCAUGGCGGCGUCGCUCGGGUUCGGCUUUGCGUUCUUCGGUCAGCCCCUCAUCAUGCGCGGCUUUGCGCUCCUCCAGGAGAAGGUGCCCGACUGGCAGGACCGUAUCGACCUUCGCAACACGCUCUUCUCCAAGGUCCCGACCAACGCCCAAGUCGUCCUGCACGUCGUCCGCGUCGCCGAGCGCGCCUACACGCCGUUCCCGCUCCCGCCGGCGCCGCCGACGGCCGGCCACAUGCGCGAGGCGGUCCAGUCGGGCGGGUUCGACGGCGACGAGAUGGGCGCCGACGGCUACAGCGCCGAGAACGCCAACCAGCACAGCGUCGAGGCCGGCGGCCUCGCCAACCACGUCGACUCGGACGACUCGGACGACGACACGUCGUCGACGGCGCCGAGCACGGUCGACAAGAUGGCGACCAAGGGCAAGAGCAAGAUUGUCGGCGCGUUCAAGAAGGUGGCCAAGAAGGCGGCCGUGUUCCGCGGCGACGUCGCCGUCGAGGGCGAGACGACCAAGCAGAAGGUCGGGAACAAGAUCGACCGCCUCAUGCACCACUCGCGCGCCAAGGACGAGAUGACGCCCUUCUCCUUCCCGGCCAAGUUCAACGGCACCUCGGGCCACCUCAUCGUCAAGCACUCGCCCACGCUCGCCAAGUCGACGCUCAGCUUUACGCCGCUCAAGGCGUCGCUCCAGCACCCCGAGUUCGAGUACGAGAUCGAGGACCUCGUCGAGCUCAAGAAGCGCGGUGUCUGGAUCGGCCGCUCGGUCCUCGGCUGGGCCGCGUCGAUCAACCUCGAGGGCAUGGGCCUCGACUUGCGCUUCAAGCCGCUCGAGCAGCGCAUGGCCGAGAAGGCGCACGGCGGGCUCGGCGAGGGCGACAAGCCGCACGAGGAGCACGUCGAGGGCGAGACGCUCGGGUUCUCGCACGUCGGGCGCCGCGACGAGCUGUUCCGCCGCCUCCUCGGCAUCUCGAACGCUCGGUGGGAGGUGCUCUAGAGUUCCCUCUCCCCCCUUCCUACCCCCUCUUGCACGCUGACCUGCGUCGUCGUCCCCCUCCCCUCCUCCUUCCCUCCCUGUCCUUCUUCUCGCUCUCGGUCCCUCCCCUCGUCGCAGUCUCGCUAGUCACCCCUACCCUACACACCUAUAGACGAUUGUAGCUCUCGGUACCUCGCAACGCUGUCCAUAGUCCUCUCCUC
Messenger RNA from Rhodotorula graminis WP1, 2986 nucleotides. RefSeq lists its product as uncharacterized. The transcript is spliced from 8 exons. Lineage: Eukaryota; Fungi; Basidiomycota; Microbotryomycetes; Sporidiobolales; Sporidiobolaceae. The record is from RefSeq and is a predicted model, not a curated record. The coding region runs from base 15 to 2786 and encodes 923 amino acids.